This is a messenger RNA of Solanum stenotomum, 1025 nucleotides long. RefSeq names its product ras-related protein RABH1e. Bases 139 to 762 code for a protein of 207 amino acids. Lineage: Eukaryota; Viridiplantae; Streptophyta; Magnoliopsida; Solanales; Solanaceae. Gene Ontology annotation, molecular function: GTP binding; GTPase activity. The transcript has 6 exons. The record is from RefSeq and is a predicted model, not a curated record.
GUUGAUCUCUCCCUUCCUUUGUUGCCUCUUUUCUUCCUCAAUUUUCUCUCUUCUCUUUUUCUCUCUCUCUUUCCUCAUUCCACCGAUCCUGUCUCAAAUCUUCGAGAGAGUGAAAAAGAAGAAGAAAAUUGAAUAAUAAUGGCGGCCGUAUCGCCAUUAGCAAAGUAUAAGCUUGUGUUUUUGGGCGAUCAAUCUGUUGGAAAAACCAGCAUCAUUACUCGCUUCAUGUACGAUAAAUUCGAUACCACCUACCAGGCUACCAUUGGUAUUGAUUUUUUGUCCAAGACAAUGUACCUUGAAGAUCGAACAGUUCGGUUGCAGCUCUGGGAUACUGCUGGUCAAGAAAGAUUUAGGAGUCUUAUUCCCAGCUACAUUAGAGAUUCUUCUGUCGCUGUAAUUGUGUUUGAUGUUGCCAACCGUCAAUCAUUUCUAAACACUUCAAAGUGGAUUGAAGAAGUACGUACUGAACGGGGAACUGAUGUCAUAAUUGUUCUUGUUGGGAACAAAACUGAUCUUGUCGAGAAAAGGCAAGUAUCCAUCGAAGAAGGCGAAACCAAGGCUCGUGAAUUUAACGUAAUGUUUAUAGAAACUAGUGCUAAAGCUGGAUUCAAUAUCAAGCCUCUGUUCCGAAAGAUUGCUGCUGCUUUACCAGGAAUGGAAGCCCUUUCGUCCACGAAGCAAGAAGAUAUGGUGGAUGUGAAUUUGAAGCCUACCACAAGUUCAUCUAAUGCAGAGCAGCAAGGUGGAGGUUGCGCGUGCUAGAUUUUGUAUGUAACAAGAGAGAUAAGAAGUUGGACAUACACAAAGAUGCAGUUGCAUCAAAUUAUAUCAUAAUAUAUAUAGAUGUUCAAUUAGCUCAUUUUGUUAGAUCAUUAUGAGGUUUGGAACAAUUUUGGGUUUUUGUUCAUGUUGUACAACAAGUUCUUUCAAUUCUGAUGGUGUGAUAGCUGACAAUUAUGUUGUUACUAUUAAAACUUGUGAUUAUAUAUUAUGUGAUGUGAUUCCUAGUUCAGGAAUCUUUUUUU